Molecule: messenger RNA, 1622 nt
Organism: Olea europaea var. sylvestris
Lineage: Eukaryota; Viridiplantae; Streptophyta; Magnoliopsida; Lamiales; Oleaceae
Product: phosphatase IMPL1, chloroplastic
Exons: 10
Coding region: 92-1219 (375 amino acids)
Biological process (GO): phosphatidylinositol phosphate biosynthetic process; signal transduction; inositol metabolic process
Molecular function (GO): inositol monophosphate 1-phosphatase activity
Source: RefSeq, a predicted model, not a curated record
UUUUUUUUCAUUGUGAAUUCCGACAGUAAUACAUCCAGUCCAAGCCCUUCUCUCCGACCAGACAGCACAUAGAAAACCCAAUCUCUCCGAAAUGGGAAGGUGGUUAACAGUCUCAUCAUCAACCGUGGCUCCCUUAAGAUAUUCUAAAAAAUCCCCCUUUGUUAUUGCUUAUAAGCACCCAAAAGUCUCACUUCCAAUGAGUUCCAAUGCAAGUUCACGGCCUUGUAUCGGUUCUAACUCUGGGUUUUGUAGGACGCUGCCCUUUACCUUUAGAGCCUCUAGAACACUGUGCACAAAGGCUGUUUUAUCAGAGGUUCCCAAUCAGAGUCCAUUCUCUAAAGUUGGUGCAGAAUCCACAGGGCCCAUCCCUUCGGAGCAGCUUCUUCAGGUGGCUGCAACCGCCGCCGAGACUGGUGCUCAGGUUGUGAUGGAUGCGGUGAAUAAGCCUCGAAAUAUUGUCUAUAAGGAAGGACAAACUGAUCUGGUGACUGACACAGAUAGAAUAAGUGAGUCUGCUAUUCUGGAUGUCGUCCGAAAGAACUUCCAAGAUCACCUCAUUCUCGGGGAGGAGGGAGGAAUCAUUGGGGACUCAUCUUCUGACUAUCUUUGGUGCAUUGAUCCCUUAGAUGGGACCACAAACUUUGCACAUUGUUAUCCUAGCUUUGCUGUCUCCGUGGGUGUGCUUUUCAGAGGAAAACCAGCUGCUGCUACAGUGGUAGAGUUUGUCGGUGGACAUAAGUGUUGGAAUACUCGCACUUUUUCUGCAGCUGCAGGCAAAGGUGCCACUUGUAAUGGUGAAAAGAUUCACGUGAGUCCAACUGAUAAGGUGGAACGAUCGCUUCUGGUUACUGGGUUUGGGUAUGGACAUGAUGAUGCAUGGGCUACCAAUAUGGAGUUAUUCAAGGAAUUCACUGACAUCAGUCGGGGUGUGAGAAGGCUUGGUGCUGCUGCAGUGGACAUGUGCCAUGUAGCUCUGGGAAUUGUUGAAGCCUACUGGGAGUAUCGUCUUAAACCAUGGGAUAUGGCUGCCGGUGUUUUGAUAGUUGAAGAGGCUGGGGGAACAGUUUCUUGUAUGGAUGGGGCAAAAUUUAGUGUAUUUGAUAGAUCUGUCUUGGUAUCCAAUGGUGUGCUUCAUGCCAAGAUUGUUGGUGCACAUUUUACCAAUAUGGAAUUAUUAUGCAGCUUCUCGAGAGAAUUGGUCCAGCAACAGAGAAAUUGAAGAAGAAAGGAAUUGAUUUCUCAUUGUGGUAUAAGCCAGAAAAUUACCACACACAACUCUGAGAGAGAUUCCUAUGAUUAUGAAAUUAAGUUUGUAACUACUGAGUCCAAUAGUUUUCUUCUGCCCGAGUAAUUGAGAGAUUCGCAAACAAUUUGAAGCUGUUUUGAGUUCCCAUUGAACCCUGUACUCCUGCGUGCAGGAGAAAGUCUCUGUAAGAAUAAUAAGUACCCAAGGCUGUUACCAUUGAUCUAUAGUAAUGAUAGGAAUGGUGUCAGUGCUGGCUAAGACAUGAUUUUGAUGUAUCAUAAAAACCUGUAGGAUCUCUUUUCCAUUGGGACGAGUUAUGUUAUUGAAGAACACAUUAGAUUCUUUUAUGUCAAUUUAUAAAAUGGAAUUAGCCGCA